Messenger RNA from Arabidopsis arenosa, 477 nucleotides. NCBI's taxonomy places the organism in Eukaryota, Viridiplantae, Streptophyta, Magnoliopsida, Brassicales, Brassicaceae. The record is from the annotation of a GenBank genome assembly.
UUUCUCUUGUUGUUCCUGAUCGCGUUGCUCAAGCGAAAAAAUGGCGUCGUUUGAUGAAGCACCACCAGGAAACGCCAAAGCCGGUGAGAAGAUCUUCAGGACCAAGUGUGCUCAGUGUCACACCGUCGAACAAGGCGCCGGUCACAAACAAGGACCAAAUCUAAAUGGUCUCUUUGGAAGACAAUCUGGUACAACUGCUGGUUACUCUUACUCUGCUGCUAACAAGAACAAAGCUGUCGACUGGGAAGAGAAGACCUUGUAUGAUUACUUGCUCAACCCCAAGAAGUACAUACCAGGUACGAAGAUGGUGUUCCCUGGGCUAAAGAAGCCGCAAGACCGCGCUGAUCUCAUUGCCUACUUGAAGGAAUCUACUGGGCCUAAGUGAUUCUAAUGGUGGAUUCUGAGUUGUUGAGUCUCUCAGAUGGGUACUUUUUUACUUUGCUAUAUUCUUUUGACAAAUAAAAUCUCAAAACUUUU